This is a messenger RNA of Adineta steineri, 1020 nucleotides long. Lineage: Eukaryota; Metazoa; Rotifera; Eurotatoria; Adinetida; Adinetidae. The record is from the annotation of a GenBank genome assembly.
AUGUCAUCAUCAUCGAUAUCUGAUGGAAUUCUCAGCUUUGCUACACAAUACUCGAUUUAUACUGGUUGUAUUACAUUUAGUUUUGGUGUUAUUGGUAAUGUGUUGAAUCUUCUCGUUUUUACUCAGUUGAAACUAUUUCGAACUAAUCGAUGCGCAUUCUAUAUAACUAUUGAGUCAAUUACAAACUUUAUUUAUCAGUUUGUAUCUAUUAGUUUAACUGUUUUAACAUCAAUAUAUGGAGAUGAUGCAACAGGACGUUUUCUCAUUUGGUGUAAACUAAGAUAUAUAUUGGCACAAACAUGUGCACUCACUAAUUUUUACAUGAUAUGUUUUUCUGCUGUUGAUCAAUUCUUCUCAACAAACCACCGUUUGAAUUUAAGACAAAUGUGCACAUUGAAACUAGGUCGAUAUUUUGCGUUUAUAUUCAUUUGUUUUGUGAUCAUUCAUAGCAUUGUACUUGGCUCUUCUUACGAUAUUAAACCAACGUUGGGAUGUGUUCUAUCGAAUUAUGUCUGGGUUCAGUACUCAACAUAUUUCUUUAAUCCAAUUUUGUACGGUUUUCUACCUAUUGUAAUUGCAUCAACGUUUAGUAUCUUAGGUUAUCGUAAUGUUCGUCGUAUAGUUCGACGACAAUUACCCAUUGUUCGUCGUAAACUAGACAAACAAAUAACAGCAAUGGUUCUUAUACGUGUGAUAGCCUUUGUUUGUUUGACACUACCUAAUAAUGCUUAUCGUAUCUAUGUCAUUAAUUUUCCUAUAUCACGAAGUAUGCCUAUGGUAUAUGCAGUUGGUCGAUUGCUUCAAGCAAUUCUUCUGUCUGUCAACAAUAUAAAUUAUAUGAUCAGCUUUUAUAUUUUUAUAGUAUUCUCAUCACGUUUUCGUCGUCAAGUGAAAUUUGUUCUAGUGAAAAAAUGUUGGCAACGAUGGAAAUAUUGGUGUUGUCACAUAAAUAAUCGGAUUGAACCUGACAACAAUGUUGUAGCACAUAAUUCACAAACGGAAUCUGAUGAAAACAUCUAA